UGGUCUGAUAACACUGUUCGAUUAGGCCUAUACUAGUGUGAUUGGUCCGCUAUGAAUUCAAUCACAAACGCAGUGACUAUAUAAUACUUCGGUUAAUGGGUUAAAUUUGUGAUCUAUAAUCCGUGAUUAAACUCCAUGUGGUCAGAGCAGCAUCGCUGAUAUAAUAAUUUAAAAAAAAGCAAAUACUGAAGACACUAGAUAAGGUUAGGGCUUUAAAUCAAAGAACAGUUAGGCUGUUAGGGUGCCGAGAAGACAGUUCUAGAGAACCUUUGAACCAUAGCCAUGGAAUGCGACUGUAAACCUGAGAGUGCUUGCACUUCGACAUGCCUCUGCGAGACCGAAGACGACAUUACUCCUGCUCUGUGGAUGGACUACAACAGUGUGUGGACAGGAGCAAUCGCUGUCUUGGGCUUCUUGCUGUACAGGUUCACACAAGCUCUCCCCACCCUGAUCCGAUGGCCCAUCCGUCUUCUCUGCUCUUUCACUGGUGUGACCUCAAUGUGGAGAUGGGUGUCCCGUCUUGUCAACACUGUCCUUGGGUUAAGGACGUUGUUUAAAUGGCUGUGUCAUCUCUGGAAGAUUUUAGUCGGUUCUGUUGGUAACAUGAAGAAAUGUAUGGGGGCUGUAGCUAAACUGAUCCAAAACCUGCAAGAACUUUCCACAGACCAGUCCACCAACAGAAGGCACGUCGGAAACGCUGCCCCAAUGACCUUAUAUCCCUCAGACCCAGGACUCCGGCUAAUUCUGGUGGGGCCUUGUGUGGCUGACCUUGGCUUGCUGCGGGACAGGCUGUUGGGCUGCCCUGCCUCCCAUGGGUACCAGAGGCAGUGUGUGCAGUGGAGGGCCUUUGCGGAGGGACAGGAGUUGAUCAUGGUGGACACCCCGGAUAUCCUGGGGUCAUCUCUGGAACCGACAGAGGUGGCACGGGAAGCCCUGCGGAGCCUGCAGCUGGCCAGCCCAGGUCCCCACGCCUUCCUGCUGGUCUUGCGGGGCCCCCGACCAAGUGAUGACGGAGGAGACGCAACAAAGGCGUUGAGGACCCUCCUGGGCUUGGUGGGCGAGGGUGCUCUGGAUCAUAUUCUUCUUGUUCUGAUCCACACAGACUCUCCCGGAGGCUCUGGUACACCAAGCCCAAUAUCGGAGGGGACUCCUGGGGGUCUUGUAGCGCUGCUGUCCUUAUGCGGUCAGAAGCUAGAACUGUUGGACAUUGGGCCUGCCUGUCCCCAGGCCAGGAGGAGGGCCCAGAGCCAGCGGCUAGUGGAGAGGGUUGUGCAGAUGAGGGCACUGAGGGGCCACUACCUCCACCAGCUUCAGAGGAAGGAGAACCAGAUGAGGGAGGAGCUUCUCCUGGAUGCAGCUGCUGAGCUGAGGAGGAGGCUAGAGGACAAGGAAAGGGAGCAGAAAGAGAGGGAGGAAAGAGAGAGGGAGCAGAGAGAGAGGAAGGCGAUUGGGAAUGAAUACCUGCUACACAGGGAAGGACAUGUAAAUGAAGAGUGGGCCAUUAGUCCAUCUGCCCCAGCUUCAGCCAAGGCUUGUGAUUGACUGACUGACUGAGAUGUGAUUGGCUGGCUGACUGGGGUGUGAUUGGCUGGCUGACUGACAGAUACUGGUUCUCAUAUCAGUGCUUGCCACAGAGAUUUGCUAUCUACCUGGUACAGAGCCAAGUGUCUUGUCUGUGCUCUUUUUUUUUUUUUAAGUGUUCAGAUAUGAACAAUUUCCUGUUAAACAGUUAUUUUAUAUUUAUUGAUAUUUGCACUGCACAGCAAACACUUCAAAAUGUGCUAAGAAGUCUCACUAAUAGGGCACAUUUCCUUUCAUUUGUUGUUACACAGAGUUCAUUCAAUAAUAUAUUUGAUUUAAUAACUUAUACAUGUAAUUGCCUGUGUAUUUAUUGAUGUACCUAAUGCUACAUCCAUAGGCACAUUAAUAUCUGAGGAAUUUCUUUAAUAAAAUUAAAAAAAUUAAAAUAGAA
This is a messenger RNA of Anguilla rostrata (American eel), 1972 nucleotides long. Its product is annotated as GTPase IMAP family member 4-like. The coding region runs from base 283 to 1542 and encodes 419 amino acids. The transcript is spliced from 7 exons. Gene Ontology annotation, molecular function: GTP binding. Lineage: Eukaryota; Metazoa; Chordata; Actinopteri; Anguilliformes; Anguillidae. The record is from RefSeq and is a predicted model, not a curated record.